Messenger RNA from Maylandia zebra (zebra mbuna), 1627 nucleotides. It is a transcript of the gene ankdd1b, whose product is annotated as ankyrin repeat and death domain containing 1B. The record is from RefSeq and is a predicted model, not a curated record. NCBI's taxonomy places the organism in Eukaryota, Metazoa, Chordata, Actinopteri, Cichliformes, Cichlidae. Gene Ontology annotation, molecular function: protein binding. Gene Ontology annotation, biological process: signal transduction.
AGGACUGCCCUUCACUUUGCAGUAGCUUGCACAAACAAAGAAGCUGUUAAGCUGCUGUUACAGCGAAGGGUCAAAGUGGACCAAAAGGACAAGUACGGCGUAGCACCCAUUCAUUUGGCUGCCUGGUUUGGCAGUUUGGACAUCCUGAAAUUAUUAGUGCAGGCUGGAGCAGAACAGAAGGCUGAAAACGAGGAAGGACUCAAUAUUUUGCACUGUGCUGCCAUCAACAACCAUACUGAAAUCGUAGACUACAUUGUAAAUGACCUGCAGAUGAAAGAACUUGACAAGGAUGACCUGUCAGGACACCGAGCAUUUGCACUGGCAGCAGAGCACGGGUGUGUUAAGAUGUUACAGGUGCUCAUGGAGCCAUACAACAUGGCCACCAUGAAGCCCAACAAGAGAGGGGACACGCCCCUGCACUUAGCUGCCAGGAACGGCCACUUGGAUGUCGUCCAACUGCUGCUGCAGAGCUUUGAUACUCGGGAUGAAGUCAAUAUGGAUGGUGAGACUGCUCUGUACCAGGCUGCAGACCACGGUCAGGAAGAAUGUGCUCAGGUCCUGCUGGAGGCCGGUUGUGACCCUAACAUACUCACAGUGGCCAAAUGCAGCGCUCUCCAUACAGUUGCAGAAAAAGGAGACGCGGCUCUUGUUCAAGUUCUCUUACAGUACAAUGCCCAGGCGGACUUUCAAAAUCAGGAUCUAGAGACACCUCUCCACCUGGCAGUGAAGAACAGUCACAUCCCUGUUAUCUACUACCUAUUGGAGGCUGGCUGCAAUAUCAAUGCCACAGAUAAGAGGUCCCAGACAGCUAUGCACAUUGCUGCUGAGACUGCCAAAGCUGAGGUUGUGGAAAUGCUUCUUAAAGCUGGGCCUGAUAUAACAGUCAAGGACCGGCAGGGUAAGACUGCUCUGGGUGUUGCAGCCAGAGCAGAUGAGGUAAACAUUGUGGACAUGAUCAUCAAAGCAGAACGAUACUAUGACCAGAAAAAGGCUAACCCUGAGCUUAAUGAGAUUGUUCGCACCGAGCAUGCACUGACGUUCAAAUUUGACCGCCGCAGUGAGAACAAGGAGCUGUAUUCGAUGGCUUGGCGCCUGGCGUACAAGCUGCUGAAACCAGGAGACUGGAAAAGACUGGCAACACACUGGGACUUUACUCAGGACCAAGUGUCUGCCAUCGAGGAGCAGUGGACAGGUCAGCACAGCUAUCAAGAGCAUGGGAACAGAAUGCUGCUGAUCUGGCUUCAUGGGGAGGAGCUGGCUCUGAAGGCCCCUGCUAAAGACCUCUACCAGGGCCUCAUCUGCACUGGGAACACGAAAACUGCAGAUAAGAUUCGACUGGAGGCAGAGCAAGUCAGCAGUAAAAGAUGUACCAUUUCAUGAAGAGGAACACUGCAGUAUUUACAAUGUUCGCACUGUCAACGAAGCAUCUCUACAGGACUACUGCAGUGAAAUAAUUUAUUUUAAAAAUAACGUUGUGCGUCACACAAUUAGCAUAUAGCUUUGGUUUCGUCAAGUAAACAACAUGUGCUGUUGGAUGGUCGCCUUGCAGUACACUUCAGUACACAGUUAUCUGUGCACAAUUUAAAGCAAAGUAAUAAAUGUUCAUUUUGGAAUUCUCUGAACUUUU